UUGUUUUCUGUUCUCAUGGUUCUAGAGUUCAUCCCGGUUCUAACACUUGUAGCUACCGGUGAACCACAAGUCCCAUGUUACUUCUUAUUUGGUGACUCGUUGGUUGACAGCGGCAAUAACAAUGGACUCAAAACAGCAGCUAAAGCCAACUACACACCUUACGGGAUUGAUUUUCCCCAAGGUGUUAGCGGUAGAUUCACAAAUGGUCGCACAUAUGCAGACAUCAUUGGUCAAUUUCUUGGUUUUCCAAACUUCAUUCCACCUUAUGCCACCAUAACUGAUAAAGAUAUUAGCACAGGAGUAAACUAUGGCAGUGCUAGUGCUGGUAUUCGAGACGAAUCUGGAAGUCAUAUGGGUGAUCGGUUCAGCUUCAGUAGGCAACUACUUAAUCACGAAGAUAUAACUUCACGCCUUUCACUCGUGCAAAGGAACAAAACAUUUACCAAUGAUUACUUAAAGAAAUGUAUUUACAUAGUAAAUAUCGGAACCAACGAUUACAUCAACAACUACUUGAUGCCGAACAAUUACCCCACGAGCCAAGUAUAUACCAUCGAUCAAUAUGCGGAAGUGCUCAUACAACAAUACUCUCAACAACUAAUGACUUUAUACGGAUUAGGAGCUAGGAAGAUCGCCGUGUUCGGUUUGGCUCAGAUAGGGUGUACCCCAACUGAGAUAGCAAGGUUUGACACUAAAGGAAAACCAUGCGUUGAGUCGAUCAAUGAUGCGGUUAAACGAUUUAAUGACAGGCUUAAGCCUCUUAUUGACGGGCUCAACAACGACAACUCUGAAGCAAGAUUCACUUUCAUCAACUUUACAAGCAUUGUCCCACUACAAGUUACAGCAAUACUGCCAAUUAUAAAUGUUCCUUGUUGUCAAGUAAGGGAAGACGGAUACUGCAUUCCAAACUCAGUACCUUGCCUAGUUCGGGCUUUAUCUGUUUUCUAUGAUGGUCUUCAUCCCUCAGAUACUGCAAAUAUAGCCAUUGCAACAAGAUCAUACAAGGCACUCUCUCCCAUGGAUGCAUCUCCAUACGAUAUAAGUCAUUUGGCUCGACUUUAACAUCAAAUCCAACAAAAUUACCCGAUAAAAUUGGUUUGUAAUCCUAUAUAUGCACGACUAAUAAGCAAUAAUGAUGACAUGAUGUCAUAUCUU
Cynara cardunculus var. scolymus (artichoke) is the source of this 1152-nucleotide messenger RNA. Its product is annotated as GDSL esterase/lipase At1g29660-like. The record is from RefSeq and is a predicted model, not a curated record. Lineage: Eukaryota; Viridiplantae; Streptophyta; Magnoliopsida; Asterales; Asteraceae. The transcript has 5 exons. Gene Ontology annotation, molecular function: hydrolase activity, acting on ester bonds. The coding region runs from base 16 to 1059 and encodes 347 amino acids.